Messenger RNA from Fulvia fulva, 1950 nucleotides. Its product is annotated as Adenylyltransferase, mitochondrial. Lineage: Eukaryota; Fungi; Ascomycota; Dothideomycetes; Mycosphaerellales; Mycosphaerellaceae. The transcript has a single exon. The record is from RefSeq and is a predicted model, not a curated record. The coding region runs from base 1 to 1950 and encodes 649 amino acids.
AUGUAUCGCGCAAUCUCCCGGACGCGACCACGAAGCAUUGCACAGCGACGAAUAAUCCAAAUGACGAGCCAGAUCAGCAACGCCGCCAAUGGCGAGCAGAAGACAUAUACUAUCCGGGAUCUACCAAAGAGCAACACAUUCACCCAAAGGCUACCACCGGAUCAAGAAUACCCAACACCGGCAUCAUCACACAACGCAGAGCGAAAGAAGCUGGGACCACGACUAGUGAAGAAUGCAGCAUAUACCUUCGUACGGCCAGAACCGUUCAAGAAGUCUGAGCUAGUAGGAGUAUCGAAAGCAGCAUUACGAGACUUGGCUAUUGACCCUGCAUCGAUCAAUGAUGAAGAUUUCAAGAAGACGGUAGCCGGCGAGAAGAUCAUAACCAUCGAUGAAGAUAAAGAGCCCGGGGACAAGGAUGUGUACCCUUGGGCACAGUGUUACGGAGGAUACCAGUUUGGCCAAUGGGCUGGACAACUAGGUGAUGGACGAGCCAUAUCUCUGUUUGAGGCGAACAACCCGAAUACUGGAAAGCGGUAUGAGAUUCAGCUAAAAGGUGCUGGAAAGACUCCAUACUCGCGUUUCGCAGACGGCAAGGCUGUUGUGAGGAGUAGCAUCAGGGAGUUUGUGGUCAGCGAGGCUUUGAACGCGCUUGGGAUACCUUCGACGAGAGCUUUGAGCUUGACACUCGGCCCAGAAGAGACGGUGCGAAGAGAAACGGCAGAGCCGGCUGCGAUGGUGGCAAGGUUUGCUGAGUCGUGGAUAAGGGUUGGCACCUUUGAUCUACCGAGAUCAAGAGGCGAUAGAGAUAUGAUCAGGAAGCUGGCAGACUACGUUGCUGAAGAUGUUUUCGGCGGCUGGGACAACUUACCAGCAAGGGUGCCCUCCACAGAAGAGAAGGACGUCGCCGACGUACAGCGUGGAAUCUCCAAAGACUCCAUCGAAGGCGAAGCCGAAACAUCAGAGAACCGCUACACCCGCCUCUUCCGCGAAAUCGCCCGCCGCAACGCAAAGACAGUAGCCCACUGGCAAGCGUACGCCUUCACAAACGGCGUCCUCAACUCCGAUAACACCUCCAUCUACGGCCUCUCCGUCGACUUUGGCCCCUUCGCCUUCCUCGACAACUUCGAUCCCAACUACACCCCCAACCAUGACGAUCACAUGCUCCGUUACUCCUACAAGAACCAACCCUCCAUCAUCUGGUGGAACCUCGUCCGCCUGGCUGAAGCAUUUGGCGAACUAAUCGGUGCUGGCGACUGGUGCGAUGAUGCCGAGUUCGUAGAGAAGGGAGUCCGACAAGAACGGGCCGAUGAACUCAUCAAACGUGCCGAAACCGUCAUCGACAGAGUCGGAGAAGAAUACAAAGCCGUCUUCAUGGCCGAAUACAAACGUCUAAUGACUGCCCGCCUCGGCCUCAAACAAAGCAAAGAAUCCGACUUCCAAGACCUCUACUCCGAACUCCUCGACACGCUCGAAGCCCUCGAGCUAGACUUCAACCACACCUUCCGCCGCCUCAGCCACAUCACCAUGUCCGAGCUCGAAACCGACUCACAACGAAAGGACGUCGCCGCCCGCUUCUUCCACCACGAAGGCCUGCCUGGCCUCGUAUUAGCAGACGGCGGCGAAGACAAAGCGCGUGCCCGGAUCGCGAAGUGGUUGGAGAAGUAUAGAACCAGAGUCUUUGAGGACUGGGACGAUUCCCAUGAGGCGCGGGAUCAGAGGUUGGCGGGGAUGAAGAGCGUCAAUCCGAAAUUUAUUCCGAGGUCGUGGGUUCUGGAUGAGCUGAUUGAGCGCGUGGAGAAGAAGGGGGAGAGGGAGAUCUUGAAGAGGGUCAUGGAUAUGGCGCUGAGGCCUUUUGAGGAAGAGUGGGGAUGGGAUAAGGGGGAGGAGGAGAGAUUUUGUGGGGAUGUGCCGAGGUAUCAGAGGGCUAUGCAGUGUAGUUGUAGUUCUUAG